CUCUCUCUAAAUUACCAAAAACCAAUAACCGGAUUGGCACAUUUUCACUUCAGUGCAGGGAAGACGGCGAAAUACCGCGCGACGACCCCCAGAGUCCACUCCGUGAACCCCCGAAACCCAGAGAAGCCAAAUCCACGACUGAACUACAAGCCCUAAUCUCCGAUCUCCUCUCCAAUUCACGUAAAUGCUUGAGGCGGCCUCUCUCAAUCGUUCUCUUAAUCUCUUUCCGUAUUGACCUCUGAGUCCCUCCCCCCUUUCUCAAAAUCAACUUGAUUUGUGAUUGACAGCUUUCGAUUUCCUGCUCUUUCGUGGAUCGGAUUUUUGUUUCCCGAAUGAUGUUAGGAACUUUGUGAUAUCAAAUUAUGGGUAGUAGUGAAAUGGGUAAAACAACAAAGGAGAAGGAGGCGAAGACUCCGCCCGCAACUUCUUCUUCGCAAUCGCAGGAGCAUUCUCCGAUUGCUACCCCCGGCACAGUCAAUCAGGACUGGUCGGGAUUUCAGGCUUAUUCUCCCAUGCCUCCCCAUGGAUACUUGGCGUCAAGUCCCCAAGCUCACCCAUAUAUGUGGGGAGUUCAGCAUAUUAUGCCCCCCUAUGGUACACAGCCACCUCCAUAUGUUGCAAUGUAUCCCCAUGGUGGCAUAUAUGCUCAUCCUUCCAUUCCUCCGGUUUCAUAUCCUUUUAGUCCAUUUGCUAUGCCGUCACCAAAUGGUAUCCCUGAUGCUUCUGGAAAUGCUCCCGGCAGCAUUGAAGCAGAUGGUAAGCCAACAGAGGUGAAGGAAAAAUUGCCUGUCAAAAGAUCAAAAGGUAGUUUGGGCAGUUUGAAUAUGAUUACAGGGAAAAAUAAUGAUACUGGCAAAGCAUCGGGAGCAUCUGCAAAUGGAGUUUAUUCUAAAAGUGCGGAAAGUGAAAGUGAAGGUACAAGUGAAGAAGGUGAUGCAAAUUCUCAGAGUAUGAAGUCAGGCGGUAGGCAAGAUUCUGUGGAAGGUGGAGCAUCUCAGAAUGGCAGUUCUGUACAUGGUUCCCAGAAUGGAGGACCUAGUACACCACAUAAACUGGUGAAUCAACCAAUGGCCGUUGUCCCUUUAUCUGCUGCUGGUGCUCCUGGAGCUGUUUCUGGUCCCGCAACCAACUUGAAUAUUGGAAUGGACUAUUGGGGAGCUCCAACUUCAUCUGCAAUUCCCGCAAUGCGUGGAAAGGUUCCUUCUACGCCAGUCGCAGGAGGAACAGUUGCUGCUGGGCCAAGGGAUAUCGUUCAAUCACAGCUCUGGCUACAGGAUGAAAGAGAACUUAAGAGACAGAGAAGGAAGCAAUCAAACAGAGAAUCUGCUCGUCGGUCGAGGUUGCGUAAACAGGCUGAAUGCGAUGAGCUAGCCCAACGUGCUGAAGCGUUGAUAGAAGAAAAUGCCUCUCUUAGAUCGGAGGUGAAUCGGAUCAGGAGCAAGUACGACCAACUUCUUGCAGAGAACGCAUCUCUCAAGGAGAGAGUUGGGGAAAUGCCUGGGCGUGAAGAUCUUAGGACUGGCAGCAAUGAUCAGCACGCGAGCAAGGAUACACAGCAUACUGAACAAAGGGAUCUUUCACAAGGUGGUUCCUAAGAUCUAGCAACCCUUCCUCCAUUCCUCCAUGCCACUUUGCAGGGGCAUAACCUAACCAAUUAGCAACAGGAAGAUCUAUUUUGCAUAGCAUGUAGUGUAAGAUUUAUCAAAGCUGACCUCUAUACUUUUAGGAUCGUUCUAUUUCAUACCAUGCCGCCUUUUUUCUGAUUCAGCUUAUCUGUAACAGUAGAAGACCUGGGAUGGUAUGUAGAGUGUGAAAUUCAUGUUGUACCCUUGUUGUUUUCCAAAGGGUAGUAUUCACAGUGUUAUUUUUCGAAGGCUCAUCUGUAUUAAAUAUGGCUGAUUGUGUAACUUAGGUUAAUCAAUGAACUCUAGUUAGUGGUUCUGUUCUGUUAUCAAUAAAUAAACUGCAUGUAAGUUGAUGGGUUUUUUGUCA
Molecule: messenger RNA, 1992 nt
Organism: Tripterygium wilfordii
Lineage: Eukaryota; Viridiplantae; Streptophyta; Magnoliopsida; Celastrales; Celastraceae
Product: bZIP transcription factor 16-like
Exons: 13
Coding region: 363-1595 (410 amino acids)
Biological process (GO): regulation of DNA-templated transcription
Cellular component (GO): nucleus
Molecular function (GO): sequence-specific DNA binding; DNA-binding transcription factor activity
Source: RefSeq, a predicted model, not a curated record